UCUCCCCUCUGGAUGUCAGUCAUGGGAUUUCAGUGGGUUUUUUUCGAAGUUAAAGUUUGUGUGCAAUGACUGGUUCAGAAAAACAUCUUGACCUGGUUCUUUGCACAUCUCUAAGGGGUUGUAUUUGAGAGACAUGUCUGAGAUCUGGACCGAGAGGAUCCUCUCUUUCUCCCGCAGCCCGUCUCGCUUCCUCUCCGGGACUACAGCGGACGGUUUCCUCGCUGAGCUGCUGCGGGAGCUCCGGGAUGACAGAGCCAAUUACAGCCUCAAGGUGCUCCUGUUGUCCCCGCUCUGCGAGUCCCCGUCUCUGCUGUGUCUCUCAGACUCGGUGGGUGAGGAGACGGCCCUGGAGCUCAUGUCCGUCUUCAACCAGUGUUCUCCCAAAGCCCUCCAGUUUCGCUGCCCCCUCCUCCUGGCGCUCACCUCCGUCCUGGUCUGCACCUCCUGCGUAAACAACCGCUCCCGAGCAUCCCAGGACUUCCUGGACCUGCUGCUCCAGAUAACCCAGGACACUGCUGACCUCCACGGAGACGGUGUUGCUCUGCGGGCCACGGCCUGUGACUGCCUGCGGGAGCUGGAGGCCUGCUCCCCGGGCCUCCUCUCCCAGCGCCUGGAACUCUUAGGUGGGCUCCGGCAGAGGGAAAUGUCCCGGCUCCACCAGGCCUACGCUGGGCUCCACACCCUGGUGUUAAGGAACGCCGUGUAUCAGCUGACCCAGGAAACAGGAGCCGGAGCCGAGCAUCUUAAGGCUCUUCUGGGAGGAGACACGUCGGUAGCAUGGGAGGCGGAGCUGGACUUGAUGAACAAUAAAGAUGACUCAGCAAUUCUGUCCUCUCUCAUCCUGGGGCCCAUGGGCACGGUGCCGACCCUCCAGACCGGGCCCGACUGUAAGGAGCUUCGGUCGGUGCUGUCCUCCCUCCUGGAGGAGUCGUACCUCCUCACCCCUCUGAGUCAGGCUGCUCUGCUGCACAGGCUGACGGAGGUGGUUGCCAUGGUUCCCGGUGUCUCUCCAGCUGUGUUCAGAGCUCAGCUGCUGCGGCUGCUGGGCACCAGCGAGGUGUGCCUCCUCCACUCCACCCUGCUGAUGAAGAGCGCGUUCACAGACAGCCUGUUCAGCGCCGAAGACGAAGCCUUCCUGCUCCACCGGCUGGUGGUUCUCUCCCAGCACCCGCUGCUGACCCCCCCCGAGAAGCUCUUCUACAUGGACUGCAUCCUGAACUUCCCCGAGAACCGGCCAAUCGGCUGCGGCGACGACGCGCUCCCCGUGCUGCUGACCCCGCGGCUCGCCUCGGUCCUAGUGCCCACCGUGUUCAAUGACAGCGCCACAUUGUUAGCCCGCCUCCACCUGCUGUGUCUGGUCUACCUGGAGGAGGAGGAGGAGGAGGAGAAUGAAGGCGGAGAAGAGGGGAGGGGCUUGGCGUACCUCUUCGAUCACCUGACCUCGCUGCUGCACAUCGUAGACAACGGAGGCAGCCGGGAGAUUGUGGUCACCUUCUUCAGAGCCGCCUUCCUCUUCCUCUCCUACUUCUUCCACGUGGAGCGGUACUCCCGCAGCCUGAUGGAGGAGCUGUGUUCGCUGUACCUCCGUCACCCCCACCUGGCGCCGCACUUCAUCAAUUUAGCCGACCACAUCCAGGAGCAGCUGUCCGAGGCGAGCUGGGCGACGGAAUUCUUGAAGGCGCUGCAAGGAGCCGUCACCGACACCGACCUGGCCUCCAGAGACCUACGCUGGCACCUGAAGCUGCUGUCCCGCGUGGCGGAGGAAGGGGACAUCCAUCAGCGCAGCACCGUCAGCUUCCUGUCCCGCAUCAUCACUUCCUCGUCUCUGUGCGUGAAAGGUGACUGGCGCCUCGGGAACUUCCUCCUCGGGGUUUGCCGCUGCCUCCUGGUCCACCCCGGCCUGGAUGCGCUGCUCAUCCCGCUGGCCGACGUCCUGCAGCAUCUCGCCUGUCACUACGGAGACACGGACGUACGGGACCACGCCCGCCUCUACUACACCCUGCUGACCACGCUGUCCAGGGAGAAGCUGGCCGGGGUUUUGUCGCAGGAAUCCGGCGAGGGAGGCGGGCAGGCCAAGAAACGAACGCUGUCCUGCAUCGUGGCUGAAAGCGAAGGGCUCACCAGCCUGCUGACGGUCCACCGGGCGAAGAAAAUCCUCCUCAGGCUGAUGGAGGAGCCACGAACUGAAACAGGAAGUGGACUAAACCAAAGUGAGGCGAAUCCAGAGGGGGCGUCUGCAGCUCUUGAACAGUACAGAGCUCAGUUUGACGUCCCCGGCUUCGCCUCAGAACUCCCGCUGAACUACCAGCUGACUCACAGCGAAGGUGCCGACUCCUGCUUCGAUCAGCUGUUCAGCGUCCGCCUCCACUUCAGCCUUACGGACGACCACUACGAGCCGCUGGGCGACAUCAGCGUCCCGUGUGUGUUCAGAGAGAGGCCACCGCCCAGCGUGAAGCUCGGGCUGAAGCCCAGACGACCCCAGCCGACCACCCUACACGCCAGCGCCAUCUUCACCUCCCAGGACGGCCUAUCCUGGCUCACGGAUCUCCCGGACGUCCAUGUUGCCUUCCAGCAGACCUUCCUGCCUCUUCCCGCCCCUGAAACCUGGGGUCGAGGCGGCAGACUGAGCCUGUUCGAGGGAUUAUGGGAUGAAAUGAGUGAGGAGCUAACAGGCGGCGCUACCAGUCUGUUCUGCUGCCCGCUGCCGGAGGAGGCUCUGGCGGCGCUGGUGGAGAAACACUUCCUUCCCUACGUCGUAUCAGAUCCGGCGGAUAGAGAGGAAGUCAAAGUGCUCUUCUUCCUCCCGCCGCAGUCUCACCUGCUGCUGAGGAUCUGCUCGGAGGAAACCGUGCACUUCAGCGUGGCCACAGAUAACUGGCAGCUGCUGCCUCACAUCAACUCCUACCUGCUGACCCUCACAGGAACACACACACACACACACACACUCACCUGACUGAUGCAUCUCACUAGCUUGAUUUUACGGGUUUUAAAAAAGGAGCAGAUUUUUAACUCAAUCUUUAAUAACUCCAAUGUGUUUUGUAAUAAACUUGCUGAAGACGGAUGAUUUCAAAUACACUGAUUGCACUUUUAUCGUCUUGUCUUGAUCUGAAAUAAAGAAAACAGUCAAUAAAUAAGCAACUAAGCAUAAUUCAACUGAUGGGUUCAGGUUCUCACUAUUAAAUGGUUUAAUAUAAGUUGCAUUUCCCUCUUAAAUACAAAUAUAGCAAACACAAAGGAGGCAUUAUUGCACACAACGCCAUGUAAGAAUCUGUGAAGUUUAAUCAUAAACACCAUUAGGGUGGCAAUCAGUGUAAUAUAUGUAACUUA
Messenger RNA from Eleginops maclovinus (Patagonian blennie), 3327 nucleotides. It is a transcript of the gene ap5b1, whose product is annotated as adaptor related protein complex 5 subunit beta 1. The record is from RefSeq and is a predicted model, not a curated record. Gene Ontology annotation, cellular component: lysosomal membrane; AP-type membrane coat adaptor complex. Bases 134 to 2953 code for a protein of 939 amino acids. Gene Ontology annotation, biological process: endosomal transport. Lineage: Eukaryota; Metazoa; Chordata; Actinopteri; Perciformes; Eleginopidae. The transcript is spliced from 3 exons.